GAGCCAUCGCGACACAGCUGUAUCCCCGGGGAGAAUCACUGGAUCGUUUGAAAAAAAGCGAUCCAAUCGCGUGCCGCAGUCCGGUGACUAACAGCCUGCAGCCGCGACUAACAGAAAUCUAUCGGCCGUGUUAUUCACUGUUGCCUGUGCUUUUCCGCUAUGCACAGAGCUUAAGUCUUGUGCGAGUCGCUGACGAGUACAGAUGUGUUCGUUCGACGACCCGUGAGUGUGCACGGGCUCGCGAGGCCUUUGUUCGUUUUGAACCCGCUUAUUUUUGACAAAGCCGUUGCUGCCUAAGCAGAACGCAAUUCGAACCCCAUCUUAUGUAGAAUAUUUUCCGAAGCCGCAUUUUAUACAUGAAAUCAACGAGACAUGAAUGCGAUCAAUAUGAACUGGUUAGCUUCGGCGGAAGGGGAAUCUCUGGUUCAUCACUUUUACGUGAAUUCUCCGAAAAAGAGGAGAUUCUAUGGCAUUUUGGAGAGACCAUCGUUGCCCUCUUCCAUUGAGGAAGUCACUUAUAAAAUUUUCAUGAUAGGCAGAUCUGGUGUGGGAAAAACUUCCGUAGUAGCUAGACUCGCAGGUAUUCUGGAAGCCAACAAUUACACAGAGACUAAUGGUAUAAGAAAGACUAACGUCUUCUGGCCUGUAAAGAUCUGGGAUAAGGUUGUUUUGUUUAAGUUACAAUUCUGGGAUACAUCGGAAAGUAGUAUAAAAAAGUAUAAUCACAUCCUACCAGCGUGCAAGGAUAAGAUUGAUGCAAUGUGCUCUAUCUUCUCCUUCGAUGAUAUAUCCAGCUUCAAUGAUAUCCCAUAUCUGAUGAACACAAUAACUGCUAUAAAAGAGAAACCAGCAAAUAUAGUGAUUGGCACAAAGUUCAGACCUUGGUCAAGUUCCGCCAUAGAGGAUACACAGAUCAAAGAAUUUGAAGAUAAAUGGAAAGUCAAGGUGAUCAGAAUCGAUGCUGGUAAAUCAUCAAUGAGAUCUGAAAUGUUUGAUUGCUCCUACCAGUUAAAUGCUAUCUGUAGCAUUCUGUGGAACAGAGAUAAAGAAUUUAUAUCCAAGUUAAUGGGACAAGUUUGAUAAUUACCAUCAGAAAUAUAAAAUAUAUUUCGCACAAAAUAAAAGUACAAAAAGGUA
Dinoponera quadriceps is the source of this 1137-nucleotide messenger RNA. Its product is annotated as REM2- and Rab-like small GTPase 1. The transcript is spliced from 5 exons. Bases 373 to 1080 code for a protein of 235 amino acids. The record is from RefSeq and is a predicted model, not a curated record. NCBI's taxonomy places the organism in Eukaryota, Metazoa, Arthropoda, Insecta, Hymenoptera, Formicidae. Gene Ontology annotation, molecular function: GTP binding; GTPase activity.